UCGUGCGCUAGCUUCGGCAGUGCUUUCUUUGACAUAGUCCUAGCUGAGACGCUGAUUCUAGCAAGCCGGCCCUGAUUUCUGCCAGCGCGAGCUUUCGCUUCUCUGUCUGCCCGCUUUGCGUUCGGCUUGAAAAGUGCAGCCGCCCGCUCGAGUUCGGGAAGGGGGAAAAGUCAAUCAGCCAGCGUCGCCGACGUCUUCCGACGCAGAGCGCGGCGCAGGCGCUCUCGGAGCCGAGGCGAGAGAAGGGGCACGGAGAGGGGGAACUUCGCCAGCGGACCGCUUCCGCGCUCGUUGCCACAGGUGGCCGGAGUUGGGCAGCGCGCUCCGUCGCUUCCCGGGACGUCCUGUAGAGCGGAACGCCGCCGUCCCAUCCAUGGAAGCCGUGCUCAGGUGGCUCUGUCUGCUAGGCCUGCUCUUCGGACAAGCUCCGUGUCACAUCUCGGAGCAGCGACAGCGGCACUCGGUAUGGACGUCGAAUUAUCUGCGGAGAAGCGACCAGCGGCUUCCUCGAGCGUCAAGCGGCUGGGACGGUUGGGGCCCCUGGUCUCCGUGCUCCAGGUCUUGCGGCAGGGGUCUGGAGACGCAGAGUAGACUGUGCCUCGGCAGGCCGCCCAGGAGGGUCGGAGGUCUGACGAGACGCUGUCGAGGUCCCUCCAAGAGAUAUCGUCUCUGCGCUCUUCAGCCCUGUGACGGAGAAGCCAGCGACGUCCGGCAAGCACAGUGCUCGAGUUUCGACAACGUGCCAUAUGGGGGACAACGCUACGUCUGGAAGGCUAUACUACCAGAGCCGGAGGAUUGCCAGCUCCAGUGCCGUCCCGAGGGCCGCGGGUUCAAGGCCACCCUCGCCAAGGUGGUCAGGGACGCCACCCCUUGCUCCGCUGGGCUAGACGAAGGCGUCUGCAUCGGCGGAACUUGCAAGAUACUGGGAUGCGAUCGGCUGGUGGGUUCUCGGCAGCGGGCUGACCGUUGCGGCGUCUGCGGAGGGAACAACUCCGGCUGCCGUACUUUCUCGGGGAUCCUCACCCACCGGGAGCUUUCCGAGGACUACCAGGUGCUCGUCAAGAUCCCUGCCGGUGCCACGGGGAUCGUGGUGUCCGCCCUGGGAAACAGACUCGCACUCCGUGCAGUCGACGACGGUCGGUUCAUCGUGAACGGGAACUGGACCUGGGAUCCGGCAGGAGUGUACCCCGGGGCUGGCACCCGAUUCCUGUACCGACGAGAGGAUUCUACGGGGGCCCACAGCCUCGAAGCACGGGGACCUCUUCACGGCGACGUCCUCGUCAUGCUGGCCUUCCGGAGCCCCAACCCCGGCGUGAACUAUACGUACAGUCUGCGCCAGGCCGGGGACUGGCCGGCUUCGGACGGCCCGGCCGCGGUGCCGGGACGCUUCCUCAGGCGGAGCAGGGACGCUCCCCGGUGGGUGCCCAAGGCGUCCUGCAGCAGGAGCUGCGGUGGAGGAUUCCGCAAGCUGUCCCCGAGCUGUGUGCGGGACGGCGUCACGGUACCCGAGGACGAGUGUGCGGGCUUGAACAAGCCCAGGGACUCCACCGCGGAGCCCUGCAACACGCAGCCGUGUCCAGGCGGCGGCGUGUACGGUGCCCACUGGAAGGCGACCAGCGAUUGGACGCCCUGUUCGGUCACGUGUGGCGAGGGCUUUGAACGUCGUGACGUCACCUGCGUCGACGCCAAGGGCGGAGCCCUGCGCGAAUCUGCGUGCGGCACCGCCGGAAGACCUCCCGCCUUCCGCAACUGCGACCGGGGGCCCUGUGGCGACCAGUGGAACACCGGGCCGUGGGGAAAGUGUAGCAGCGAGUGUGGCAAGGGACUUCAAAAGCGGCACGUGACCUGUGGCGACGGCCACCGGAACUCCUCGUGCGACCCGAAACUCCGUCCUGCGAGCGAACAAGUCUGCGACAUGCCACCAUGCGCCGCCACCUGGCUCUUCUCCGAAUGGUCCCAGUGUUCCCGCCGGUGCGUCCCGGGCGUCCAGAAACGGCGGCUUGUGUGUGCGGCCGGCCCCAAGUCUUGCGACUCUCUGGAACGCCCUAGCUCCGAGCAGCGUUGCCUGGAGCCCUGCACGGCCUCCUGGUACGCUGGGCCCUGGUCUCAGUGCUCCCCGCGUUGCGGCAACGGGACCCGGCAGAGGGAAGUGCUCUGCGUGGGCCAGCAGGGCGGACGUUGGACCCUCGUCGUGCCGGAGGGACACUGUCCGGCCGCCGAACGGCCGGCCUCGGUCAAGCCCUGCGAUGCCCCGUGUCCGCCAGAGUGGCUCACGUCUUCCUGGAGCCCCUGCUCGAGCUCGUGCGGUGGAACCGGAGUCCAGAACCGCCAGGCGUUCUGCCUAGACACCGCGGGUCGUCCCAGUCAAGAGUGCCGCGGGUCAUCCAAGCCCUCCGUGCGCCGCGCCUGCGGCCUGCAGGCCUGUCCUCCGCCCCGACAGGGCGACCGCGCCUGCCGGGACACCAAGACCCGCUGCCCUCUGGUCGUCCAAGCCCGACUGUGCAGCUACCCGGUCUUCAAGGAAGGCUGCUGCGAAUCCUGCCGACGCGCCAACUCAACUCACGGCUCGCUCGGCGUCACUCCCUGAAACCGUGAUACACGGCUCGUGGUGACGUCUCUUCAGCGGCCAUUUGAAAAGGGGGGGGGGGGGGGGGGGGGGGAGAGAAGAUUUGCUGCAUGAGCGGGUACCUCUUUCAAUGUGCAGUUCGAACCGCCCAACGUGUUUUUCUCGGCAGGUGACCCAAGAUGGCCACCAGCACAUGGAUAUGACGACACAUGCAAGCCAUAUGUAUUCGCGCUCGCAAGCAUCAACGCUUCAAAAGUUAGUGUGAACAUCGAGGGCUUUGUCGGGGCACCAGUCGGGCAACCUCGAAUAUCCGGAAUAUCGGACGACCGGGGCACACCAGCAGCAAAAUGGCGGCGCCCAGCAGCAUGCGCUUGCACACGCGUAUGGACUUUGGGUUUUCGAGAACUGUGCUGCGCGUUAGCCCGCAGUCGUCCGCCUAGCGGCUAGGGGCCGCACCUCUUUUGGUGGAAUGGCAAGAGGUGCCUGGGAGAGUUUAGAUGGCACGUGCACUGUGAUCUCUACAGGUUUAUCGCCGUCCCGUGUUAGUUCGUUUGCGAGAUAGUGAUGCUCCGGCUGGAUUGGAGGUUGAAGGCUGACGCGGAUCUAUCGAAGAAUUCAUGAUGGUUUAAAUGACGGUCACACAGGCAGGCGCCAACUUGCAUCCAAAAAGGGUCUACGCUAGAUAAUACUGAGCGUUCAUUUAUUAUUUCAACCAUAGUUUCGCCGCCGUUUGGCAGUAUGCAAGUAUAAAAGAAUGCAUACAAAGAGACGCAAUUUUUAGAUACAUAAACAAAACAAUCUAUA
Messenger RNA from Ixodes scapularis (black-legged tick), 3370 nucleotides. RefSeq names its product ADAMTS-like protein 4. The transcript has 15 exons. Gene Ontology annotation, cellular component: extracellular matrix. NCBI's taxonomy places the organism in Eukaryota, Metazoa, Arthropoda, Arachnida, Ixodida, Ixodidae. Gene Ontology annotation, molecular function: metalloendopeptidase activity. The record is from RefSeq and is a predicted model, not a curated record. The coding region runs from base 374 to 2587 and encodes 737 amino acids. Gene Ontology annotation, biological process: extracellular matrix organization.